GGGGCCUUUUCAGCUUUGCAGGUGGGUUGGGAUUUCUGCUGAGAAGCAUCACGAGAAGAGAGCGGUUGCAUGAAGAAUUAAAGAUGGCAAAAAGUGAUGAUUGCGUACACAUCUUGCAGGGUCUGUUAGUCUUUGGGAAUGUGGUCAUUGGGAUGUGUGGCAUUGCCCUGACAGCAGAGUGUAUCUACGUUGUGUCUAACCCCCAUGGUCCCUCCCCUCUGCUGAAAGCCACAGAAAACAGUGACAUCUACGCUGCUGCCUGGAUUGGCAUCUUUGUUGGCCUUGCACUCUUUGCCCUGUCUAUCCUUGGUAUCAUUGGAGUCAUUAAGGCCAGCAGGACCUUGCUGUUGGUGUACAUCAUUCUGAUGCUGAUCACUUUUGCAUUUGAAAUGGCUUCGUGCAUCACAGCAGCAACUCACCAAGACUCACUGACUCCAGAGUUCUUCCUGAAGCAAAUGCUGGAGAGAUAUCAGAAGUCAGAGCCAGCCAAUAACAGUGACAAUGAGAUCACAAAGACAUGGGAUGAACUCAUGCGUCAGAACCACUGCUGUGGGGUGAACGGCCCCUCCGACUGGCAGGAGUACACGUCUGCCUUCCGCCUCACGCACAGCGACGCCGACUACCCCUGGCCACGGACGUGCUGCGUCCUGGAUGCAAAUGGGCUUCCUGUCAACCUUGAUGGCUGCAAACUUGGAGUGUCUGGCUACUAUAACAGCAAUGGUUGUUACGAUGCUAUUUCUGGGCCAAUGAAUGCACAUGCCUGGGGUGUUGCCUGGUUUGGUUUUGCCAUCCUCUGCUGGACUUUCUGUGUCCUCCUUGGCACCAUGUUCUACUGGAGUGGAAUUGAAUACUGAAGGCCUGGUGUCCUCAGUGCUGUCCUGAAGAGCCAUGUGAAACUGCAUUUGUUUGUCUCCAGCUUCAUUCUCCUCAAGCCAUGGAGGAUUUGAAGUUUUCCCACUACCUCUCCCAUAUAUACUUUUGCCCCUCCAAAAACUUGACACAAAGAACUGAUGACUGCAGGAAAGAAUCUUCUUGUCCCUGCUUUGCCCCUUGUUCUGCAGCCUUAAUGCCUCCUGGCUGAAGCACAAUCCUUCUUUCACUGUGCAAGAAAUCCUGGAGCAUAAGAUGAGAAAAGAAGUGAUCUGGUUUGUUCUCUGAUGACAUCAGAAAAGAAAAUGUCCAUACACAUUGGUCCAGAAAAAUGUCUCUCUAAAAUUAGUUCAAAUUUAAAUGAUAAUGCUUCAGGAAGGGCUGUGGGAGCAAAACUAUAACCUCCUGUGACCAAUAAGAACAGAUGCUGCAAGGGAAAAGACUGCAGAUCUCUCUGUUAUAUUCUACUGAUCAACUUCUCUUGCUGGUCUCUGUCACCCUUGCCUUAGAAUAAGGCAAAUUCUCUGAGCAUUUAAGUAUGUCAGCAAUAAAAACAUGUCACAGAUAGAAAAUCUUUUGCUAGUCAAGCCCAAUAAAAGGCUAGCUCGCUCCUCAGCAAUAUGCUGCCUAUAUGCAAUCCUACCUCCUGUCACUGAUGAAACUACUGCAUGUGCUCCUACCUUCAGAAGUGCCAGUCCAGGAAAAGCUCGGCUUGCUAGCAAGCAACUCUUUCAAGAAAGUUGUUAUGUACUUUGCACAAGAUUUCAUACAUCUGUGGGCUAGAAUUUGUGCAGAACACAGGGGCUUCUGUGCUGUAGUUGCCUUUGCAAAUGUGGCUGUUCCACGCUCCUGGUUUAUUGUGCUUCUUGCUUUAGCUACCUGUGUGUAAAUGGUCACACCCGCUGUGUCAUUCCCCUUCCACAUCCCUGGAUCAGGUAGGACAAAUGGCAAAUAAUGGCAGUGAGUAACUCUUGUGAAAAAAUGCAAGCAAGGAGCUAACUGAACCAAACCAGUCCUUGCAUCAGUGCUUGCAGUUUUCACUCAGUUCAAUAAAGGCUCUUUACUCUGGCCUGGAUUGAGCUGGUGUCUUUCCUAGUGAACGCUUCAAUAGUUAAAUGUAUUGUGAGAAGUGUGCUCCUCUGUAGAGUGUUUUAAGGUGAAGCCUCUUCCAAAG
Molecule: messenger RNA, 2044 nt
Organism: Onychostruthus taczanowskii (white-rumped snowfinch)
Lineage: Eukaryota; Metazoa; Chordata; Aves; Passeriformes; Passeridae
Gene: UPK1B
Product: uroplakin 1B
Exons: 8
Coding region: 84-854 (256 amino acids)
Cellular component (GO): membrane
Source: RefSeq, a predicted model, not a curated record